Molecule: messenger RNA, 2095 nt
Organism: Hyphopichia burtonii NRRL Y-1933
Lineage: Eukaryota; Fungi; Ascomycota; Pichiomycetes; Serinales; Debaryomycetaceae
Gene: CRN1
Product: Crn1p
Exons: 2
Coding region: 57-2012 (651 amino acids)
Biological process (GO): actin filament organization
Molecular function (GO): actin filament binding
Source: RefSeq, a predicted model, not a curated record
GCUAAGUUUCGUCACUCGUUAUCACGAAUCGACUUUAAAACGUCUCUUCAAUCAUUAUGAGUGGUAAAUUUGUUAGAGCAUCCAAAUAUCGUCAUGUAUUUGGUCAAGCUGCUAAAAAAGAAUUAUGUUAUGAAAAUUUGAAAAUCACCAAGAACGCUUGGGAUUCAAAUAUUAUUAAUACUAAUGGUAAAUAUAUAUCUGUUAAUUGGGAUGCUUCUGGUGGUGGUGCUUUCGCGAUUAUUCCAAUUACUGAAGUUGGUAAAGCUCCUGAUACUGUGUCCUUAUUUAGAGGUCAUAAAGGUCCAGUAUUAGACACUGCUUUUAAUCCUUUCAAUCAACAACAAGUAGUUAGUUGUUCUGAUGAUGGUAAGAUCCUCUUGUGGGACAUCCCAGAAGAUUAUUCAUUCCACAAAUAUCUUAAUGAAAAUGACGAAGUUAAAGAUAUUAUCGAACCAACUAAAGUUCUUUCUGGUCAUACUAGAAAAGUUGGUCAUGUUGGCUUCCAUCCAUGUGCAGAAAAUAUCUUAGCCUCUUGUUCAAUGGAUUACUCAGUUAAAAUUUGGAAUUUGGAAUCUGGAGAAGCAGUCCAUACUUUACAACAUAAAGAUUUAGUUACUUCUUUUGCUUUCAAUUAUAAUGGUAGUUUAUUAGCAACUACUUCAAGAGAUAAAAAAUUAAGAAUUUGGGAUAUUAGAGCUGGUAAAGUUAUAUCUGAAGGUCCUGCUCACUCUGGUGCUAAACCUUCUAGAGUUGUAUGGUUAGGUAAUACUGAUCGUAUUAUAACCACUGGGUUUUCUAGAAUAUCUGAUCGUCAAGUUGGUGUUUGGGAUAUUAAUAAUAUUGAUAAGGGCCCAAUUGAUGGCUUUAUGGUUAUUGACGCCUCCUCUGGUGUUUUGAUUCCAAUUUUUGAUGAAUCAAACUCAAUCUUAUAUUUAGCUGGUAAAGGUGAUGGUAACAUUCGUUAUUAUGAAUAUGAAAAUGAUGUCUUACAUGAAUUAUCUCAAUAUAGUUCAACUGAUCCUCAAAGAGGUUUCGCUGCAGCUCCUAAAUCCACUGUUAAUGUAAAAGAAAAUGAAAUUUUGAAAUCUUUCAAAACUGUUAAUGAUCACUCUAUCGAACCUGUUUCCUUCAUUGUUCCUAGAAGAUCAGAAUUGUUUCAAGAUGAUAUCUACCCGGAUGCUCCUUCUUCUAAGCCAGCUUUAACUGCUGAAGAUUGGCUCAGUGGUAAAGACAGUAAUGGACCUUUAUUAUUGAAAAUGGGUGCCAUUUAUGAAGGAACUCAGCCAGAUAUAAGAGAAUCUGAACCUGCUGUUAUUGUUGAUGAAGCCAAAGCCAAGGAAGCUUCUUCAAAAGAAGAAUCCAUCAAGGAAAAGCAAAAAACUAAGGAAAGAGUUGAACAAAAAGAAAAAGAAAUUACAAGAGAUGUCACUGAAUCCAGCUCUGCUAAAGAAUCACCUAAAGCAACUGUUGAUGAUUUAUUGAAAACUUCCACUAAAGUCGACACUAUGCUCAAUAAAGUCAAUGACGAGUCUGACGAUGAAGAUUCAAAGAGAAUAAGUCAAGCAAGUAAAGAUGAUGACUGGGAAAAAGUUGAAAAACCUGAAACACCAAAAGUUGAACCAAAAGUUGAACCAAAAGUUGAACCAAAAGUUGAACCAAAAGCUGAACCAAAAGUCGAACCAAAGAAGGAGGAACCAAAAGUUGAACCUAAGAAGGAAGAACCAAAACCUGAGCCAAAGAAGGAAGAGCCAAAGCCUGCAAUUAAAGAAGAAUCUAAAAUCGAAUCUAAACCUGAUACUCUUUCAGCUCCAGCUGCUAAAGAAGCAUCUCCAAAUACAUCCAACUCCACUAAAACAGCAGGUGCCCCAACCUUAAAGGCAACUGUAGAAAAACUUGCAAGUCUUGUCGAAAAUUUGGAAUCUCAAGUAACUAAGUUGACUGAUGCCGGUUUAGCGAAGGACGAAAGAUUAAAAGUUUUAGAAAAUAAAAUAGAUGAAUUGUUGAAAAAAUAGACAUUUAAAAUAUGCCUUUGAAAAUAAAAUAGAGAUAUAUGGUGUAUAUACUAGAAUUUCCUUAGUUAUUGUUGAAAUACUAC